UCAUCACUAUCAACCCUAACUCCCUCCCACCAGCAUUCAUUAAAUUAAAGUCCCUCAACUCCCCACAUCUCCCCCUCUCUCUCUCUAGCUUAGAUCCUUCCUCUCACUCUCACCGCAUUUCAUGGAUCCACACCCUCCUCCUUCUCUCUCCUAGGGUUCCUUCUCAACUAUGCUCCCUCUCUCUCCUCCUGACCUGCUGCUGCAAAUAAUGCCGGCGUCGGUUUUCCUCCUCCUUCUCAGCUUGCUCCUCCCUUCUCAAGUCAAGUCAUUUUCUCUGGGUCUGUCAUUUGCUUCAUCCGAACAAACUAGAACGUGGUUUGUUAAACCUUCUUCUAGACCAUCUUCUGCACCUGCGCCUUCUUCUAUACCAUCUUCUGCACCUGCGCAAUCUCCAUCUUAUCAAGGUCCCAGGGCGUCUACAACACCAAAACAUCCCCACCGUCGCCAUCAUAGCAUCAGACCUUAUGUAGCGGCUCCGCCCCCUUCAAAAGACCAAGCUUGUGACCAAUCCUGUACUGAUCCGCUCACAUCAACUCCCUUUGGUUCACCUUGCGGUUGUGUAUAUCCUAUGAAAGUCAGACUUACACUGGAUGUAGCUCCUUAUGCUGUUUUUCCAGUGAUGACUGAGUUAGAGAAUGAAGUUGCAUUAGGCACGUAUUUAGAGCAGAGUCAGGUGAAGAUAAUGGGUGCCAUUUCUGACAGUCAAAAUGAGGGAAGAACCAUUGUUGAUAUUAACUUGGUUCCAUUGGGAGAGAAAUUUGACAAUACAACUGCAGCUCUGACAUAUGAGAGGUUUUGGCACAAGAAAGUUCCUUUAAAUAGGAGCCUUUUUGGUGAUUACGCAGCCGUAUACAUUAUAUAUCCAGGAAUUCAAUCUUCACCACCAUAUGGAUCCUUAACUGGGAGUGGUCCUGAAGAAGGUCCUCAUGGUAUUCUGCCAGUCAGCGCCAACUUUGCAAGCAAGAACCAGAAAACGAAUCUUAGAACCAUUAUCAUCAUUGCUUUAUCUUCCUUCGUGCUCUUGUUGGUUUUAGUUGGUGCACUUUUCAUCACUUUGAAAUGGAGGAAGACUAGGAGACCAUCAAGUGCUGUUGGCCCUGCACUCACAUCUUCUCUAAACAAGAGAUCUGGUUUGGGGUCUAUAUUGUCAAGUAGUAUCACAAGCUCAACAUCUAUCUCCCUCAUGUCCACAAUGGCUACUUCCCUUCUCUCUGUCAAAACAUUUUCGCUUUCUGAGCUUGAGAAAGCAACAGAUAAGUUUAAUUCAAAGAGAGUACUGGGAGAAGGAGGAUUUGGACGUGUUUAUAGUGGGACAUUUGAAGAUGGGGCUGAAGUUGCUGUUAAGCUGCUAACAAGGGAUAGUCAUCAGAAUGGGGACCGUGAAUUUAUCGCAGAAGUUGAGAUGUUAAGCCGAUUGCAUCAUCGUAAUCUAGUGAAACUCCUUGGUAUAUGCAUUGAAGGGCGAAGGCGCUGCCUGGUUUAUGAGCUUGUUCCUAAUGGCAGUGUUGAGUCCCAUCUGCAUGGCGAUGACAAGAAAAUGGGACCUCUAGAUUGGGAAGCACGGAUGAAAAUUGCUCUUGGAGCUGCAAGAGGAUUGGCCUAUCUUCAUGAGGAUUCUAAUCCUCGUGUAAUUCAUCGAGACUUUAAAGCUAGCAACGUGUUACUAGAAGAUGACUUUACCCCGAAAGUUUCUGAUUUUGGGUUGGCAAGAGAAGCAACUGAAGGGAGCAAUCAUAUUUCUACACGGGUGAUGGGAACUUUUGGGUAUGUUGCUCCAGAAUAUGCAAUGACAGGCCAUUUACUAGUUAAAAGUGAUGUCUAUAGUUAUGGCGUUGUCCUGCUUGAACUUCUUACAGGCCGAAAGCCAGUCGACAUGUCUCAACCUCAGGGACAGGAGAAUCUAGUAACUUGGGCACGGCCACUGUUGACGAGUAGAGAAGGUUUAGAACAGCUAGUGGAUCCAUCUUUGGCUGGAAGUUAUCACUUCGAUGACAUGGCAAAGGUUGCUGCUAUCGCUUCAAUGUGUGUUCACCCGGAGGUCACCCACAGACCUUUUAUGGGUGAAGUGGUGCAGGCUCUGAAGUUAAUAUACAAUGACACAGAUGAGACUGGUGGAGAUUGUUAUAGUCAGAAGGGAUCCUCUGCUCAGGAGUCUGAAUUUAGAGGCGACUUUGCCCCAUCUGAUAGCAGUUGGUGGAACGCCGGAGGGUUAACCCCACGAUUAACUUAUGGACAAGCAUCUUCCUUCAUCACAAUGGAUUAUAGUUCUGGUCCACUUGAAGAUAUGGAAAACAGACCGUUUUCAACUUCAAGCUUGAUUGGAGAUGAGGUAUCUUUACCAAUUAGGCAUGGGAAUAGAUCAGGUCCUCUAAGAACAGUCCGAAACAAGCUAUCCUUACAUAGAUUUUCAGGAAGUCGGAGUGAGCACGGGGGAGUUUCUUCCAAGCGUAAAUGGAAUGAUGGUUACUGGGUUUAAGGUUCGAGUUUUUUUGUUUUGUUUUCCUAGUGUUUUUGAAAUGUACAUGUACAGUUCCUAAAGAGAUUCGAACUAUUGAUUGAGUGACUGAUUUAGCUUAGGUGUCUCCAAUUUAUGCAGUUUUCAUGUUAAGGGUGGAGAGAGAUACAGGACAUUGUGACUAAUUUUGAAACAUUUGAUUCAUUAUACAAGGAGGAAAUGUAACUUAUUGUAAAUGCCUUGAAUUGUAUCGUGGCUACUUGCGUUGCCUUAUCUAUUCAACUUUUUUAA
Molecule: messenger RNA, 2746 nt
Organism: Lotus japonicus
Lineage: Eukaryota; Viridiplantae; Streptophyta; Magnoliopsida; Fabales; Fabaceae
Product: receptor-like serine/threonine-protein kinase ALE2
Exons: 8
Coding region: 170-2476 (768 amino acids)
Biological process (GO): protein phosphorylation
Molecular function (GO): protein kinase activity; ATP binding
Source: RefSeq, a predicted model, not a curated record